GCCGGACCAUUUAUGGAUAUAUUGGCAGCCAUCUCAGGCUUCGUGAAAGCGAUUGCGGAGCGAAAUAUAGGGGCGGUGCUCAGUACAAAUCUGGGCCCAAUUCCCAGAUCGUUCUCUCUUUAGUUGCCUUCGACACUCAUACUCAAUUCGAGGUCCCAAGAAUGCGUUUCUCACUACUUGCUAGUUCGACGCUCACAGCAUCCUGCGCUCUAGGCGCAGGCAUCUUACGCUUCGGGUGUUCCCAGAUUACGAUCGAGCGGCUUGAUCCACUGGUCGAGCCCGGGGCAAAUCCGAGUGCCCACCUCCAUCAGGUUGUCGGAGGGAACGCGUUCAAGGCGAGCAUCGAGCGUACUGAUGUCUCGAAGCUGGCCGACUGUACCACAUGCAGCUUCAGCGAGGACCUCUCCAACUACUGGACCGCGAACCUGUUCUUCCGCGCUCGGAACGGGACUUUCAAGCGUGUCCCGCAGAUGCCCAACAGAUUCCUGGACGGCUCGGUUGGCGGCGUGACCGUCUACUACUUCCCCCAGGACCUCCGCACCAGGGUCACGACGUUCAAGCCGGGUUUCCGCAUGCUUGUCGGCGACGCCACGUUGCGGACAAAAGAGGGACAGUCGCCCCGGAACUGCUACCGUUGCUUCACCGGGCCCAACUUCGAGGGCGACAACCUCGCACCGUGCGCGGACCCGAAGCUCGAUACGCCGGGGCUACCGUCGACGCCGUGCCCCGGAGGCAUCCGUUCCAAUAUUCACUUCCCGACCUGCUGGGACGGGGAAAACUUGGACACGCCUAACCACAAAGACCACGUCGCCUGGCCCCCGGGCAACGCAUACCAAUGCCCAUCGACGCAUCCGGUCAAGAUCCCACAGGUGAUGCUCGAAGUGGUGUGGGACACGCGCGAGUUCAACAACCCGGACGAGUGGCCGGAAGACGGCUCUCAGCCCUUCGUGUUAAGCACUGGCGAUCCGACGGGAUAUAGCCAACACGGGGACUACGUGUUCGGCUGGAAGGGUGACGCGCUCCAGAGAGCGAUGGAUUCCAACGACUGCUUCGCUGCCAACUGUCCGACGCUAGAGACGCAGUCUUUCGAAGUGGCCAACAAGUGCGCGAUCCCGCGCACAGUAGACGAGCCCGUUGACGGAUGGCUUGAUUCUCUACCGGGGAUGAGUAUGUAGUUAUGGCGUGUUAGGUACAGCGUAUGGACGGACCCAUGGAGGGAGGGAAGACCGGGGGGGGGGGGAAUGGUUCGUGUUGCUGGGCGUUUCCCUGGCCGCUUACUGGUCAUGGCUGCUUAAAAUGGCAUCGUCGAUAGUAGUAGACACAACCAGUAAGCCGUACCAAGUAAACCACCGCCAUGCCGAGUGAUCUUCAUGGUUAGGUUUCAAGUGUCGGGAGAUCGAGCGCCAUGCU
Molecule: messenger RNA, 1410 nt
Organism: Durotheca rogersii
Lineage: Eukaryota; Fungi; Ascomycota; Sordariomycetes; Xylariales; Xylariaceae
Exons: 8
Coding region: 162-1175 (337 amino acids)
Source: RefSeq, a predicted model, not a curated record